CAUGUCCCCACGGCCUCGCCCCUCUGUCGCCUUCGCCACCACCCCCACGAGGCCACGAGGGAGACAGACGGACGAGCACAUCGGCCGGAGGAGGAUAGCUAGUAGCGGGGAUGGCGCGGCGCGGGCGUGUGGAACUGCGACGGAUCGAGGACCGGACGAGCCGUCAGGUGCGCUUCUCUAAGCGCCGCGCGGGGCUCUUCAAGAAGGCAUUCGAGCUCGCCCUCCUCUGCGACGCCGAGGUCGCGCUGCUCGUCUUCUCCCCCGCCGGCAAGCUCUACGAGUACGCCUCCACCAGCAUCGAAGGUACAUAUGACCGUUAUCAGAAAUUCGCGGAAUCCGGAACGAGCCUGGAUCAAGGAGAUGCAAAUAUCAGCAAUGAUGAGGAUCCUUCCAACAUACAGUCAAGGCUUAGGAAGAUUGCUGCCUGGUCUCUUGAUAAUAAUGCCAACGACUCAGAUGCCGAUAGUUUAGCGAAUCUGGAGAAACUACUGAAAGAUGCUCUGAAAAUUACGGAAUCUAAGAAGGCGUCGGCGAAACAGGAAAAUGGCGGCAGCACAAGCGGAGAGAACUCCAAUGGACCCAGGGGACAUGAGGAAUGAAAGGCUUGAGCAGAGCAGAGUUGCCUGGCCUGCCCUGUGAUGUGCAUGCACUUGUACAAUCUUUCUGGCACACACACACUCUUCCCCUGUUAGGCUAAUAUUGAUGGGCAAGAAAGAGUUGUCAAGGCUGCUGCUUGUAAGGUGUAGGGAAGGAGGGGCAAAUUCAGCGAAAUACGUGUGCUAAUACCACGAACUCAUUGUGUGUCACAUGCUAAAGGUCCAAGACAUGUUUCACCUACGGCUGUUUGUGCUGCUUAAUAAUAUAGUACUAUCUAAAAUCGUACAUCCAACCAUGUAUGCUUUUAAAAAAAAACAUAAGCAUGUAUGCUUGUUCCUAGAGGAACUGUGGGUUGAUGUUGUGCCCAUUCUCAUCUCUUGUGAUACGCAACUGAAUGGUAAAUAAAUCUGAUGAGGUCCGUCUGUGCA
Molecule: messenger RNA, 1025 nt
Organism: Lolium perenne
Lineage: Eukaryota; Viridiplantae; Streptophyta; Magnoliopsida; Poales; Poaceae
Product: MADS-box transcription factor 51
Biological process (GO): positive regulation of transcription by RNA polymerase II
Molecular function (GO): RNA polymerase II transcription regulatory region sequence-specific DNA binding; protein dimerization activity
Source: RefSeq, a predicted model, not a curated record